AUGUCUGUUGAUACCCCAACACUACGUCGAAGGCCUCCUCCUCGUCCACCGAAAUCCCAAUACCUUCUUGAUAAGGAGGCAGAAAUACGUUUGAGUAAACAGGUUACCCAACGUCCACCCUCUACUGCUUACCCAAAAGGGAGAAAUCCCUUUGGUGAAAGCUCUGAUGAGGAAGAUUCAACUAAUAAUCAUAUCCCUCCUCAGCGUUCCUCAGUUCCGAAAAAUUUGAAUCCGUUUGAUGACCUUGUUUCCGAUACCGAACAAGAAAUUAACCCUACUGAGUCCGUUAUAGUUCCUGAAUUUCGACGAAAUUCUGAAAGUAAAGAACCUCACGAUAAUGGACCUGUUGAUGGUGAACCGAAUGUGAAUACAUCGAUUGAAAACACCACUUCCUCACCUAUUGGAGCUAUAAUUCGAGAAGCUGAACCUUUACCUCCCCCAAACCCUUUUGAUGGCUUUUCCGACGAAGAAGUAGUAGAAAAGGUUAAGGCCAUUAAUAUUUCAACACCUCAGAUUCAUUGCAAACGUCCCGCUCCAAAGCCCCCAGUAUUUGGGUCUUCUAAUGGCCUUUCAAGUGAUCAGUCGAUGCGUCUCUCCCUUCAAUCUAUGAAUGAGGCAUCAGCUUCCCCUCUUCCGAUCCAAAAAUCUCUCUCCGCAUCAAGUGAAAGUGUCCAAAGAUCCAAAGGACCAGCCCCACCGCUACCUGUUGGACAAAAGAGAGAAAUUCGUGCUGAAGGUUUCGUAAAGUACCACAGAUUGAGGCGAGAGAUUGAGGAUGCGAACGGGAAGCUGCUACAAAUUGACGAAGAAAUCACUGCUCUGAAUGAGAAAAUUGAACAAACCAAGGAUGAUGUGGCGAAGAGCAAGAAGUUCUCCAAGAAGAUGGCCAAGCUUGUGGAGAAACGGAAAGAUGUCUCCGUUAAACAUAAUCAACUUGUCAAUCGGGAAGAAGUGCUGUUUGGACGGUGGUUUAAGCUAAUAUUCAUGGCACUUGGUGAACCUAUCGAUCUAGAUGCGUUAUAUCUCCAUUUUUCGUGUGAAUUUCUAAAUGUCUAG
Rodentolepis nana is the source of this 1056-nucleotide messenger RNA. The record is from the annotation of a GenBank genome assembly. Lineage: Eukaryota; Metazoa; Platyhelminthes; Cestoda; Cyclophyllidea; Hymenolepididae.